AUGGACGAGGGACAGCCACAUCCCGACACUCUGGUUGGACAUGACACAGCCGCAUCCAAACGCCGGCGAGCUGAUUCAGGGAGCUCCACCUCCAUCGAAUCUGUUCGAUCUGUUCGCACUGUGACCUCGGAAGACCUCGAAUACGUACACGAAAACGGCCGCACCUAUGGCAACAAUACAUACCUCCGGCCGUGUGCGUUCAACGAUGAUCUCAAAGAGCAAGAUCGUCUGUUUUUCCAGCAUCAGAUUUUUGUCCACGCACUGCAAGGGCGGUUGACUACCACGAGGCUUCUCGCCUCGACCAGAAGGAUUCUCGAUCUUGGUACCGGGCCCGGUCACUGGGCGGUCGCGAUGGCGCAAACGCAUCCACGAGCAGAAGUUGUCGGCAUCGACAUGACACAAUGGGAUCUCGACACAACAGAAGCGAACAUGGGUAACGCAGACGUGAGGUGGGAGCUCGACGAUUUGGAUGUAUGGGGGAUCGAUGCACACACAGAGGAGCUGAACUCGAUCUCAAACUUUGACUUCUACCGCGCGAUGAUGCAUCGAGAUCCUGUGCGCUCCCCGCCCAGGUCACCAGAGCGAGUCAGAUUCAGCAGAUCCAUCGCAUGCCCUGAGACAUCUGUUGAAUCACUCGCGAUCGACCCCUACAGCCUUGAGUCCCCGACAGAGCCUAGGUGGAACUUCAGCGAGCCUUACGACUUCAUUCAUCUUCGCGACAUGAAGGGGUCAUUCUCACACUGGGAAGAAGUGUAUGCAGAGAUACAUAACAGCUUGUCGCCUGGCGGGUGGAUAGAAGUGGCGGACUGGGAUUUGGGGUCUGUACCAAUCGAUCACGCUACGAACGACCCAGCGUCUUUCCCCGUGCCAACUCUACGAAAGCUGUUUGCCUCCAUGAUGGAGGCAUCGUACAAGUCAGGGCGCCCACUCGGCCUGUUCUACAUGCAUCCCUCGUAUCUCGAAGAAGCGGGCUUCAUCGACAUUCAGAGCACCCACGUCAACGUCCCAAUCGGGCAAUGGGCCGGCGAUGAGGAACAGAAACGAAUAGGAAAGCUGAUGCUAGUCGUGGUCAUGGAACUGUUCGAAUCGAGCCUUCUACGACUGCUGACAAAGUACGGUGACAGAGAGCGGAUAUGGACAGCUGAGGAAGUCAGGGCGGACAUUGCGCGUGCGCAAGAAGAGGUUGUGGAUGUCGUGGAAAGGGCAGAGCGUGGAGAGGCAGAAACAUGGUGUGCCAGCUUCAAGUGGAUCACCGGGAGGAAGAGCUGGCAUCUGCAGAUGCAGUUCCUCGCCGAGCCUUUCCACCGCAUGUUCUACCUCUCCGACCUGCGCAUCGCCUACCCGCACGCCCUGCACGAGCGCGUGAACGUCAUGUGGCUGUUCAUAUACGCCGGCGCCGUGCCGCUGCUCACUCUGAUUGCAUGGAUCGCCGUAACGCGCCCCGGCACGCACAAAGCGCACGUCACGAUCCUCGGCUGGCUGGUCAGCAUGAUCCUGACGCUCUUCCUGACCGACGUGAUCAAGAACGCCGUCGGUCGGCCGCGCCCGGAUCUGAUUGCGCGGUGCAAGCCGCAGCCUGGCACGCCGGGCGACGUCCUCGUCACGUUCCAAGUGUGCACGCAGACGGACCACCACAUCUUGCACGACGGGUGGCGCUCGUUCCCCUCAGGCCACAGCAGUUCCUCCUUCAGCGGGCUGGGCUAUCUCGCCCUGUUCAUCGCGGGACAGUGCCAUGUGUAUCGCCCGCGGGCCGAUUUGGCGCGCGUGCUGCUUGCCCUUGCGCCGCUGCUGGGCGCCGCGCUGAUUGCGAUCAGCCGGUGUGAGGAUUACAGACACGAUGUCUACGACGUCAGUGUGGGCAGUCUGGUGGGCAUCUCGGUCGCCCAUUACACGUACAGGCGGUAUUACCCCGCGCUCAGGAGCAGGGACUGUGCCAGCCCGUACCCGAAUCCGGCAGAUGAGAGGGCGUUUGCAAAGGUCAAGGACGAAGAGAGUAUCAGGGCCGCGCAGGAUUUCGCGCUGGAUGAGUUCGACGACGAGGACGAGGAGAGGGAGAGCAGGCCGCUGAAUGGACGGCGGUAG
Didymella exigua CBS 183.55 is the source of this 2082-nucleotide messenger RNA. RefSeq names its product PAP2-domain-containing protein. The record is from RefSeq and is a predicted model, not a curated record. Gene Ontology annotation, molecular function: phosphatidate phosphatase activity. The transcript is spliced from 4 exons. Bases 1 to 2082 code for a protein of 693 amino acids. Lineage: Eukaryota; Fungi; Ascomycota; Dothideomycetes; Pleosporales; Didymellaceae. Gene Ontology annotation, biological process: phospholipid metabolic process.